Acaulospora colombiana is the source of this 1431-nucleotide messenger RNA. The record is from the annotation of a GenBank genome assembly. Lineage: Eukaryota; Fungi; Glomeromycota; Glomeromycetes; Diversisporales; Acaulosporaceae.
AUGGCUCUCCUUCGCAAUGCUCAUGGGAAUGGCAUUUCCGUUUCAGAAAUCGAUUCUGCACAGGGUUUUCUCAAAGCGUUUCAGCGCGAUCAGUGGGAGCACAAUGUUGUUCUCCUUUUCGAUGAGUUUGAUAAAUUGUAUAGAGCAAGCGAAGAUAUUAAAUCAUCAUGCCUGGAGACUCUGCGUGGCAUCAGAAAUGACAGAAACUCAUUUGCUAUCUUUUCUGUUGUUGCCAUUGGUCCGUUUAGUAUUUUAUAUCUGAAUUCGAAAGAGUUAACUACAUCACCUUUCAAUGUCAGAACACCAUUUCAAAACCCAAACUUUACUCGAGGACAAGUACAAAUAUUAUACGAAGAAUUUAUGAAAGAAGAACGUAUAACCAUCGACCCAGAAAUUAUCGAGGACAUAUAUAUGCAGACAGGCGGCCAUGCUGGACUCGUCUGCCUAUGCGGGCGCGCCAUUUAUAGGAAGCUUAUGAAAAAACUAGUAAACGGGACGCACUUAAACUAUAACACAUGGCAACGUUUCUCAGCUUUUUCACUGGGGAAUGAGGUUAUAGAGUAUUCAACGUUUAUACGGAUGAAGAAUGCUCUUCUGAGGGAAGAUUCUAAGUGUGCUAUGAAACUCUUUCGAUCAGAUUUCCUGGCGAAUAUCGACCCUGUACAUGUUGCUGAUGACCAAAAGGAUUUAGCGUUAUUCCUCACAGCUGAAGGAGUCUUAGUUCCCGGGGAAGAAGCUGGCACCUUUAAGAUUUCCUCACCCUUAGUGCGUUGGCUAAUCCUUCAACGAGUGAUUCCUAAGGUGUUUCCCUCCUCCCCGAAAAUUGAAGUACCUUACCAUUCUGAUUCAAGUGGCCCAAAUAUUCUCGAGAUCUUGAAACAGACUAUCCGCAUGUUUGACAGAGAGAACAUGAAAUUGGCAUGCAUGCGUUCAUUCAAGAAGGCGUAUGUGAAUGUGAAUAACGUUAAAAAUCGAAGUGUCCCCAAAGAGAGCGUAUACGAAGCAGAGCUGUACCGAAUCUUGUCGAAUUGGCUCAUCGGUUUUAAAAUUACGGGACAAUGGCAUAUAGUGCGUAAUAAUAACGGACGUAAUCAACACAAAUACAGUGAUAUAGUUAUUGAUUCGCCUGGAUAUCCAACGGUUGUACUUGAGCUGUUGGCAACAGCAAAACGGAACGAGCUCGAUGAACAUUUUUCACGGGUUCUUAUUUACGCAAAUGAACUCUCGGCCGAGGAGGUUUGGAUCGUCCAUUUUACGUGCGAAGACGAUGUAACCGAGAACCCUUAUUGGCCGGGUGAUAAUGAACUAAAAAAGGGCCUUCGAGUUGUGCAUUUCUGGCACGAUAUCAACUUUACAAAAAUUGGUGUGGUCGCAUGCUGGUGGGACGCGAAUGGAAAUACGAAACGUAUUACUGAUGUCGAAGAGUUUAUG